This is a messenger RNA of Durio zibethinus, 1539 nucleotides long. Its product is annotated as myb-related protein 306-like. The record is from RefSeq and is a predicted model, not a curated record. Lineage: Eukaryota; Viridiplantae; Streptophyta; Magnoliopsida; Malvales; Malvaceae. Gene Ontology annotation, biological process: response to auxin.
CUCCCCUUGAGUUAAUGCUCUUGCUGUCAUCUUUUGACUUUUUGGAGAGGGAGUUGAAACGGUCCUCUUUUGCUUCUUUUAGGUCAGCGUCCUCUCUCACAUUCUCUUUUCUAUAUAUGCAAAGCAGGACCUAAGUAAACCUUGGCCUUAGGCUCCUGUCUUUAAGCUUCCAAGAAGAAAACUAAAGAAAAGAAUAGAGAACUAGAGAUCAAAAGCAUAGAAUCUGUUUUCUCAUCUUCAGGUUCAGAAGAAGAAGGUGAUAUGGGGAGACCACCUUGUUGUGUAAAGGUAGGUGUGAAGAAAGGGCCAUGGACUCCUGAAGAAGAUAUCCUCUUGGUGUCUUAUAUUCAAGAACAUGGUCCUGGGAAUUGGAAGGCUGUUCCUACCAACACAGGGUUGCUUAGAUGUAGCAAGAGCUGUAGGCUUAGAUGGACUAAUUACUUAAGGCCAGGGAUUAAACGGGGUAGCUUUACAGAACAUGAAGAGAAAAUGAUAAUAGACCUUCAAGCUCUAUUAGGCAACAGAUGGGCUGCAAUAGCAUCUUACCUUCCUCAAAGAACAGACAAUGACAUCAAAAACUAUUGGAACACUCACUUGAAGAAGAAGCUGAAGAAGCUCCAAGGCAGUGGUGGAGGUUAUCCUAGAGAUGGUUUAUCAUCAUCAUCAUCAUCAUCAUCAACCUCAUCACACCAAAAUUCUAGAGGCCAAUGGGAGAGAACGCUACAGACUGAUAUCCAAAUGGCUAAACAGGCUUUAUCUGAUGCAUUGUUCCCAGAGAAAUCAAGUGGCUUAUCUGAGCUGAAACCCUCUAAUGGAUACAUAUCUUAUGCAAAACCGGGAAGCUAUGUAUCGAGCACAGAGAACAUAGCCAAGUUGUUAGAAGGUUGGAUGAGAAAUCCAUCAAAGCCUGCUUCUACAAACUCUGCUGCCACUCAACAAUCAUUUGACAACAUGGCUGGGAUAGAUUCUGCUUCUAGUGAAGGGACUCGAAGGAUGGAAGACAAAAGCAGCAUAGAAAUGUCAGAGGCUUUUGAGUCACUGUUUUUCUUUGAAUCUUUGGAUUCUUCAAAUUCUGAUUUCUCACAAUCUAUGUCACCUGAGGCAAGCCUUUUCCAAGAUGAAAGUAAACCAGAUCCUAAUGCCCAGGGGCAACUGUCAUUGCUUGAGAAAUGGCUUUUUGAUGAUGGUGCAAAUCAAGGGAAAGACUACCAGCUUAGUGAUAUCACAUUAGAGGAAAAUGCUAAUUUCUUCUAAAGGGGAGCCUUCUUGUUUUAGGGGCUUCCUAGGAUUCUUUUGAUCUUGGCUUAUUUUCUUUGCUAUAGGUCUUGUUCAAGGAAGAAACCAUUCUCCCCUUUAGUGGUAGAACAGAAGUGUAAAUGUCACAUUAUUGUAGUAGAUAUCUUUGGUUGAGAAUAUGCAAUAUUUCUGUCCUGAUUAUCUGCCUACAAAAAAAAAUUAUCACCUUUGUAAAAUCUUGCAUUUGGAAUUAUGAGAUGAAUUAGAGUACUUUUCAUUCAAGCUUUUUAUGCUUUGAAGCCU